AUGGCGUCGUGCUUGAUUGCGGGCGAGCGGCUGGUGCGCGCUUUGGCCCCUGGCGGGGAGCUGGAGCCAAAGCGCCUUCCGCGCAAGCUGCGGGCAGAGCUUGAGGCCGCGUUGGAGAAGAAGCACAAGGGUGGUGACCGCCCCAGGGGUCCCGCACGCCUGGUUCCCUUCCGCCUGAUCCGGGAUCUGCACCAGUAUCUGAGAGAAAGGGGUUCCACACUGUACCUUCAUGAGCUCCUAGAAGGCAGUGAGAUCUAUCUUCCAGAGGUGGUGAAGCCUCCCAGGAACCCAGAGCUAGUUGCCCGUCUGGAGAAAAUUAAGAUACAGCUGGCCAAUGACGAAUAUAAGCGGAUCACCCGCAAUGUCACCUGUCAGGAUUCAAGGCAUGGUGGGAUUCUAAAUGACCUGGGCAAGGAAGUGAGGUCAGUGAAAGCUGUGGUGAUCACCAUCUUCAACUUCAUUGUCACGGUGGCAGCUGCCUUUGUCUGCACAUACCUUGGAAGCCAGUACAUCUUCACAGAAAUGGCCUCGCGGAUACUGGCUGCAGUGAUCGUCGCCUCUGUGGUGGGACUGGCUGAGCUGUAUGUCAUGGUGCGGGUGAUGGAAGGCGAGUUGGGAGAGAUAUAA
This is a messenger RNA of Pipistrellus nathusii (Nathusius's pipistrelle), 627 nucleotides long. NCBI's taxonomy places the organism in Eukaryota, Metazoa, Chordata, Mammalia, Chiroptera, Vespertilionidae. The record is from the annotation of a GenBank genome assembly.